Molecule: messenger RNA, 1563 nt
Organism: Cordyceps fumosorosea ARSEF 2679
Lineage: Eukaryota; Fungi; Ascomycota; Sordariomycetes; Hypocreales; Cordycipitaceae
Product: UBX domain protein
Exons: 2
Coding region: 1-1563 (520 amino acids)
Cellular component (GO): endoplasmic reticulum
Molecular function (GO): ubiquitin binding
Source: RefSeq, a predicted model, not a curated record
AUGGCCGAUGACGAGACGGACAUAGGCCAGCUGUCCCCAACCCAGCAGGAGGCCCUCCAACAGUACCUGGCCGUGACGAACCAAGAAGUCAAGGAUGCGGUUCCGCUACUGCAACGAUCACAAUGGAAUGUGCAGAUCGCCAUUGCCAAGUUCUUCGACGGUGAAGGACCCGAUCCUUUAGCCGAAGCCAUGGCGGCCGACCAAGCCAUCCCGCAAGUCGCCGCACGACAUGAGAACCUGCAGCAAAGCCUGCUCGCAUCCGAAUUCAGCUCGAGAGCUGCGCCGCGCCGCGACCGCACAGAUCCUGCCCCACGUAUCGUCCCUCAGACGACGACGACGACGCAAGGCACGCCUUGGCUGCUGGGCCUGCUGCUGACACCCCUCAACUGGGGCUGGCACGCAGCGACGGUGCUGCUACGCACGAUCCUAUAUGCCGCGUCCUUUCUGCCAGCGGCAAUUCGGCCGACGAUGCUGACGACCCGACUGUCGGCCGCGCUGCAGGGAGGCGGCGGAGCGGCCGGGCGGCGGAUGUUGAUGCCGCGCGACGCGGCCGCACGGUUCAAGCGCGAGUUUGACGAGGAGCAUGGCGACAACAACCUGCCCUUCUUCGAGGGCGGGCUGGCGCAGGCCCACGACCUAGCCAAGAAGGAGCUCAAGUUUCUGCUGGUGGUGCUGCUCUCGCCCGAGCACGACGACACGGCAUCGUUUGUGCGCGAGACGCUGCUGGCGCCCGACGUGGCCGCCUUCGUGCGCGACCCGGCCAGCAACGUGGUGCUCUGGGGCGGCAACGUGCUCGACUCAGAGGCCUUCCAGGUGGCGCGCGAGUACAAGUGCACCAAGUUCCCCUUCUCGGCGCUCGUGUGCCUGACGCCGCGCGAGGGCAGCGCGCGCAUGGGCAUCGUCAAGCGGCUGGCCGGCCCCAUGCCUCCCGCCGCGUACCUGGCGGAGCUGCAGGGGGCGGUGGAAAAGUACGGCGCCGACAUGGCCGGCGUCCGCGCGGAGCGCAGCGCGCAGGAGUUUGCGCGGUCCCUGCGCGACCAGCAGGACUCGGCCUACGAGCGGUCCCUGGCUAUUGACCGGGAGCGGGCACGGGAGAAGAGGGAAGCGGCCGCCGCCGCUGCGGAGAAGGAGAAGCGCGCGCUGGAGGAGGCCAUGGCCGCGUCUAGGCGCCGCGAGCAGGCCGCGCUCUGGAGGGCCUGGCGCGCGAAGCAGAUCCGGCCGGAGCCCCCGGCGGGCGACAAGGAGGUGGUGCGCGUCGCUCUCAUGAUGCCCCAGGCGUCAGGCGCGGGCCGCAUCACCAGGCGUUUCGCCCAGGAUGCGCCGGUGGAGGAGCUCUACGCGUUCGUGGAGUGCUACGACAACCUGCGGAUCUCUACGGGUGCUGUUGAUGGUAGUAGUGAGGGGAAGCCGGUAGACUACGAGCACAAGUACAUGUUUCGCGUGGCGUCGACGCUGCCACGAGUCGUGUACGAGCCCAGCGAGACGGCGACGAUGGGGGCGACGAUUGGGCGGUCCGGCAACUUGAUCGUGGAGGAGCUAGAGGAAGGGGCUGACGAGGAUUGA